AUGUGUCCGCUCAUCAAUUCUGCUUCCCUUCAGGAAUAUCCCUUCGAUAUUUAUGUGGGAACCAGCACUGGAUUCUUGAAAGGAUGCAAGCUUGACAAGCAGAAAGCGUACAAUAUUAAUAUCGUUGCUGCCUCAACAGCCAGAGAGUCAGAGAUCACCUGUGUGGACUGGUGGAACAACAACGUGUCUUGCCUUCUGACUGCACGCAGAGACGGUCGUGUCUUCUCCUUGAAUCCUCAAACAGGCAUGUCAGUAAGAGUUCCUGUACACAUUCCUGAUGGAUCGCCAACGAUAAAACGUGUUCAGGGUGACGAUAAGCUGACACUGACUGGCUGGAGUAACGGGACUGUUAGCGGUGGUACUGUCGAUCUACUGUCGGAACAUGUUUCUGUGGCCGAUGAGGGAUCAGCCCUGGAGCCGGCUGUGCUGAUCCGUGCUGGUAGUGAACUAUCAUGUAUGGAUUAUAGUGCUUCACACUUGCUGGCUACAGGCGGCAAAGAAAAUCCGCUGAAGAUCUGGGAUAUAACAUCAACACAGCAGCCAAUAUUCUGUGCCAAAAAUGUGAAAAAUGAUUUCUUAAAUUUACGUGUGCCGGUGUGGGUCACACAUGCCGAGUUUCUGCCUGGAAGCAAGAAAAUUGUCACCAGCACUGGGUACUCCCAAAUACGAUUAUAUGAUACAUCGACUCCUCAACGGCGACCAGUGAUUGAAGUUCAACUGAAUGAUAAGAACAAAAAAUAUCCAAUUACAGCACUAGCCAAAAUUCCAAACUGUGAUCUUCAGUUUGUGGUAGGGACAACAGUUGGUACUCUAGCACUAGCGGAUCUUCGUAAACAAGCCAUAGUUAAACAUUUCAAAGCUGGUACGGGUGGUGGAAUUACAGAUGUCAAAUGUCACCCAUCAUCUCCAACGUUUGCAAGUGGUAGCAUUGAUGGGUAUGUUCAUUGUUUUGACCUGAACACGUCUAAGAAGGUCCACUCAAUGUAUUUACAUUCCCCGGUCAACUGUUUGCUGUUUUCGCCAGAAGUGUCGCCAUCAGGUCAGAAGAAUCAGGAACUUAGUGAGGAAGUUUGUCGAUCUGAACAAGCAGAGAGUGAGGAUGUUGAGCAGGAGGCUGAUGAUGUUUGGGACCAGUUGCAGGUUGUCCGGAUGAAGAAACAUAAAUUGACGUCAGCGUCCGAUAGACCAAAAAAGAAAAAGAAACUGACACGACUGGCGGUCAAAUAA
Molecule: messenger RNA, 1227 nt
Organism: Candidula unifasciata
Lineage: Eukaryota; Metazoa; Mollusca; Gastropoda; Stylommatophora; Geomitridae
Source: the annotation of a GenBank genome assembly